AUGGCUAGUGCAGAAGAUUAUAUUAAACAAUCUAGACAUUUUUCUUCAUCUCCUGUUAAUGAUAUUUUCAAUUUGUUGACUGUUUCUGUUCUUCAAUGUAAAUCAUGUUCUACACGAAGUGCUUGUUUUGAAGGAUUAAAUCAAAUUAGUGUUGAACUCCCUCAUAAUAAUUUGGAAUCUGGAAGAAUUUUUAGACUAAAAGAAUGUCUAAAUACACACUUUUCUACCACGACCCUAGACACACCUUGGGAUUGCCCUUGUUGUAAAUCUAAACAAACAGCAACACGAACAACAAAAAUUUGGAGUUUACCAAAAAUAUUAAUAAUUCAUUUGAAAAGAUUUUCUUUCAAUUCGGGACGUUUUGUUAAAAAUGAAGUUGAUGUACAUUUUGAUAUUGAAAAUUUUGAUUUGGCUCCAUAUACUCAUCCAAAAUCAACAUUUUUACCAAAUAAAGUUGAAUAUAAUUUGUUUGCUGUAACGAACCAUACGGGUACACUUAAUAGUGGACAUUAUACAUCAAAUGUAAAAAAUCUUCAAAAUGAAAAUGAAUGGUUACAUUUUGAUGAUGAAAAUUGUACAAGAAUUAGAAAUAUUUCUUCAAUUGUGACAAAACAUGCAUUUCUUCUUUAUUAUGUACUUGGAAAUUCAGAUGAUGGAAAAAAUGAUUUAUUAUAG
Molecule: messenger RNA, 675 nt
Organism: Meloidogyne enterolobii
Lineage: Eukaryota; Metazoa; Nematoda; Chromadorea; Rhabditida; Meloidogynidae
Source: the annotation of a GenBank genome assembly